Messenger RNA from Ilex paraguariensis (yerba mate), 2923 nucleotides. The record is from the annotation of a GenBank genome assembly. Lineage: Eukaryota; Viridiplantae; Streptophyta; Magnoliopsida; Aquifoliales; Aquifoliaceae.
AACACUCCUUUUCCUCGACCAAAAUUAUAUCCUCAUCCUCCAUUUCUGCCGCCGAUUUUUGCAGUAAUACUGGCAACACAACCAUGGCCACCAUGCCCAGCGUCGGCUUUCGACGACUACACUCUGGUCCAUGGCUUCACAGUUUCCGUACUACUCGACCACCCUCACGUUCUCUCUGUACACUCGCUUGUCUAAGUGCUUCUCCCUUGUCAUCUUCAUCUUCAAUCGAAGACUCGGAAGAGACUCAACUGUCCGCUGCCACCACCACCGCCGCCGACGCCACAACUACAACGAAGCCUAACAAUAAGAUUAAUAACAAGCCGUACUUCCCAAAGCGAGGCGAAACGUUGGAAUUGAUAUGUGAAACCCUGGCUUUCAAAGGCAAAGGAGUGUGCAAAGUGGCUGACACGGGUUUCGUGGUCAUGUGCGAUCGUGCCCUCCCCGGUGAACGCUUUCUCGGUCGCGUAACCCGUAGAAAGGACAAUUACGCCGAGGUGAAGAAGUUGAAGACCAUAACCCCUCAUUUGGACUACGUGGAGGCCCCGUGUGAAUAUGCUUUGGAUUGUGGAGGUUGUAAAAGUCAGAACUUGUUGUAUGAAGCUCAAAUCCGGGCUAAGGAACAGCAGGUUCGUGAGUUGGUGGUGCACGUUGGGAAGUUUUCUGAUAAGCACCCAGAAUUUGCUAGCAUCAUGAAGCCAAUUGUUCCGUGUGAUACACAAUUUUAUUAUAGGAACAAGAUGGAGUUCUCAUUUGGCUCUAAAAAGUGGGUACCGGAGGAACUGUUACAAGAGGAACAUGUCGGCACCAAUGACUAUGCUUUGGGACUGCAUGCUCCUGGCUUUUUUGAUAAGGUUCUUAAUGUCACCAAGUGCUUAUUACAGAGUGAGCCAGCCAAUAAGGUUCUUGCAGCUGUUCAAGAUUGUUGGAGGGAUCCUCAAAUUGGCCUUUCUCCGUAUGAUGUCCACUCUCAUGCUGGAUUUUUGAAGCAUCUAAUGCUAAGAACUGGAAGGGAUGUUGAGACUGGUCUGCCUGAGCUUAUGGUUAAUUUUGUGACUUCGUCUAACAAACCAGAGCUGUUGAAGCCACUCGUUGAGAGAAUUGCAACUAUUCCUGAAGUGGUAAGCGUUGUGAACAAUGUAAAUACAUCUGUUGGCAACACAUCUGUUGGGGAGGAGGAAUACACUUUGUAUGGGAAGUCUACUAUCACAGAGAGUUUGAGAGGACUGACAUUUCAAAUUUCAGCAAACUCUUUCUUCCAGACAAAUACACAUCAGGCAGAGAUUCUGUAUAAACUUGUAGAAGAUUGUGCCAAUCUCAAAGGAGAUGGGUCUGAAGUAGUUCUUGACCUAUUUUGUGGGACCGGAACGAUUGGUCUAACACUUGCCAGAAGGGUCAGGCAUGUUUAUGGUUUUGAAGUAGUUGUUGAAGCCAUCUCAGAUGCCCGUCGGAAUGCCAAGCUGAAUGGAAUUUCUAAUGCCACAUUUUUCCAGGGGGAUCUUAAUAAAAUAGAUGAAAGCUUUGGGAAUAAGUUUCCGCAGCCUGACAUCGUCAUUAUAGAUCCAAACCGCCCAGGCAUGCACAUGAAACUGGUUAAAUUUUUGCUGAAGCUGAAGGCUGCACGCAUUGUUUAUGUAUCUUGUAAUCCUGCCACAUGUGCACGUGAUCUUGAUUAUCUCUGUCAUGGUGUGGUUAGUAUCAGUAUUUCGAUCAAAGUUUUUCGUCUCCUCAUUUCAGUUAUUUGUCCGUAUUACAAUCUUUAUGCAGCCUGAGAAAAACAUUGGAGGAUGUUACAAACUGAGAAGCUUACAACCAGUGGACAUGUUCCCUCACACUCCGCAUAUUGAAUGCGUUUGCUUGCUGGAGCUUUCUUGAUUCCUGUUGUUAGCAGUUUUUCAUCACUACACUUUUGACCUUUCAUGUAUCGUUUGCUUUCCCAACUUUUUGGGGCUACGCUGGCACUAUUAUCAGUGGGAUUGCAAAAGUUUUUGAAGGAUAUUUGGUCUAUUUGUUUGUCUGCAGCUUUUGCAGCCGUGUUUAAACUUUGAUUUUGUCCGGUAGCUAAAAAGGCGGCAAUGAAUGACAAUAAAGAGAAGAGUUAGAGGAUCAGCACAGCUUUGAGAGUUUGCAAGGAUUAUUGAUUUGUUGUAGCUUUGUAAGUAAUUAUUUGUAGUUUUGAUGCUUAUAUCAUUAUAUAUUCAUUUACUUCACAAUUCUACUUGAUCUAUUUCUUUUCUUUUUUUCAAAUGAAACAAGUCUUUCGUUAAACAAAAUACAGAGUGCUCCUUGAUCUAUUUAAAUUCGUGUUCAGUUAGUGGAUAAAAACAGUGGAGUGUACUUUUGUGGUUUAUUUCGCUAGUUGUGCAUGUCAGCCAUCAUGAAUGAAGGGUUGAGCUGAUAUCGGACGUUAAAUUUUCUGUCACUCAGGCCAGAAGAAGCAAAGUCCAUCGUUAGGUUUGAAACAAGAAAAAAAAAACAAUCCAGUAUAGAAGACUCCCAUUACUGUUGGGCGAUGAGAUGUAUGCAGCCUUAGUUCCGCGCUCGAAAGAAAACCACAGAUAUAAAAACCAGUAGAACCAAACUGAGGGGGAAGAUUGCAUGACUUGAAGAAAAAAGGAAGCAGCAAAGUGAAAACCAAUUGCUUUGUCAAUCUUCCAUAUAUAUUUUAACAGCAAUUAAUGUAAAACUAUGAUGAUGGUGAAGAUGAACAAAAUCCUAUGCUAAAACACCUUAUGAAGUGUGUAGAAAAUGGUCUGUCUUUGGCCUAGGGUCUCAUGGAUACAAGAUAUAAUGUGUUUUGAUGAUAUAACCUAGCCAUACUGUUUCCUUUCUUCUUGUAUACAGCGGAAAAUCCGAGCUGCUGAUUCAGAUGCUGAUUUAGAGUUGUAAGGCACAACCUUGAUCACCCCUAUCUGCUGGUCAGUAC